AUGAGCGACAUUCGGCACUCGCUGCUGCGGCGGGACGCGCUGAGCGCCGCCAAGGAGGUGCUGUACCACCUGGACAUCUACUUCAGCAGCCAGCUGCAGAGCGCCCCGCUGCCCCUCGUCGACAAGGGCCCCGCCGAGCUCCUGGAGGAGUUCCUCUUCCAGGUCCCCAAGGAGCGCGGCGCUCCGCCCAAGAGAUUGAAUUCACUUCAGGAACUUCAGCUCCUUGAGAUUAUGUGCAAUUAUUUCCAAGAGCAAACCAAGGAUUCAGUCCGGCAGAUCAUUUUCUCAUCUCUCUUCAGCCCUCAAGGAAACAAAGCAGAUGACAGCAGGAUGGCUUUACUAGGAAAACUGGUUUCCAUGGCGGUGGCUGUGUGCAGGGUUCCUGUUCUGGAGUGUGCUGCCUUCUGGCUGCAGCGAACCCCUGCUGUGUAUUGCGUGAGGCUAGCCCGAGCCUUGGUCGAUGACUACUGCAACUUGGUGCCAGGGUCCAUCCAGACGCUGAAGCAGAUAUUCAGUGCCAGUCCUCGCUUCUGCUGCCAGUUCAUUACAUCUGUCACAGCUCUCUACGACCUCUCUUCAGAUGACCUCAUCCCUCCUUCGGAUCUGCUUGAGUUGAUUGUUUCCUGGAUCUUUGAAGACCCCCGCUUGAUCCUCAUCACCUUUCUAAACACUCCAAUUGCAGCCAACCUGCCAAUAGGGUUUUUAGAGCUCACCCCGCUGACUGGACUGAUCCGUUGGUGCGUGAAGGCCCCCUUGGCUUAUAAAAGGAAGAAGAAAGCCUCUCUCUCAAAUGGACAUCCCCCCAGCAAAAUUGCCAAGGACUCGACUUCAGGAGAAGACAGAGAUUGCCAUCAGCUGUAUUCAAAACUGCAUCUAAGUGUCCUGCAGGUUCUUAUGAUGCUUCAGGGGCAUUUAACGGAGAAGAACCUUUAUGGGCGCCUGGGGCUAGUACCCUUUGACCACGUGGUUCCACUCGUUGAGGAAAUUAACAGACUAUCUGACGAACUCAAUCCUCUCAAUGCAUCCAAAGAGAUUGAACUGGCUCUAGACAGACUGGCUCAGGCUUUGCAAGUGGCCAUGGCAUCGGGAGCACUCCUGUGCACUAGAGAUGACUUGAGAACUGUGUGCUCCAGGCUACCGCAUAACAACCUGCUCCAGCUGGUGAUUUCAGGUCCAGUACAGCAACCGACCCAUGGCGCUCUGCCACCAGGAUUUUAUCCUCAUAUCCAUACGCCUCCUCUGGGCUACCCCGCGCACGCCGCGCACCCUGCGCUCCCGGCUCACCCGGCGCUCCCGGCUCACCCCGUACAAACAUUUAUACCAGGAAUGACAUUCCCGUACCGACCCAUUCGCUAAAAUGCUAAGACUGUAGAGUGUACCCAGUUUCCCUUAGUUUGAGGAAGCCUUGCAGAUGAAACCAAAUGUUUCGGGAACCACAUUUUCCUCUUUGGUGUAAAGCUGAGCAAUGCCCGCGUGAGGGAUCAGUCCUUCGGCAGUGGAGAAGACACAGACGGGUAGGCUGCAGUCGAUUUGGAUGUGGGAUGCAGAUACUAAGGCAGAUCGUAGGGACAAAAGGAGGGGGUGGGAAGAGGCAACAGAAACUCCAAACCUCUGCAGUGUGUGGAAAUUUUUUUAAUCCACAUUGUUUCAUAUAAUCACCAAGGGUAUGAUACUUCUCAAUCAUGUGUUUUUCAGUAGCCCUGAUCUGUUUAUGGCACAGUGAGCCCAGCUAGUCUAGCUCUAGGAGGGCCAGAAAGAAAGGUGUGAGAUUUUUCAAGCUAGUCCGCUCCAGCCUGCUCGUUUCUUUGUAAAUGUUUGUAUCUAUAGCUACAGAGUAUGUGUACACUGUAUAUUUUUGGAACACAAAUGUUUGUUUCAGAAGCACAAGGUAGAGUAAAGCAGCACUUCCUAUUAAAGGAAACAAUUUAAGAUGCGUAAAAUAAUUCUGCCGCUUUAUCUUUCAAACAGCGAUUAGAAGGUCCAACUCGUUAGGCCGGUGCUAGGGAGGGAACAAAACCCCUUCGUGGCUGCAGCGACCCAUCGUCCUCCAGGCUCGGGAAAUGCCCUCUUCACACGCCUCAGUCGGUGAUUCAUGAAACUUUGGGGUGAGAUCCGGUGCGUUUAAUUAAUGCUACCUGGAAAACUGGCCAGAGGCUGGCUGCGGCGCACUGGCCAGCUCCGAGCGAGGCGCAGGCGGGUGCGGAAGCGUCCCGGGAAGGGCGGCAGAACUUGCUGCUCUUGGCACUACAGCGAAACACGCCGCCUAGCCCCGUU
Molecule: messenger RNA, 2274 nt
Organism: Gymnogyps californianus (California condor)
Lineage: Eukaryota; Metazoa; Chordata; Aves; Accipitriformes; Cathartidae
Gene: INTS15
Product: integrator complex subunit 15
Exons: 6
Coding region: 1-1356 (451 amino acids)
Source: RefSeq, a predicted model, not a curated record